AUCCUAUUACAGUGGAAUGAGCCAAGGAUCAGGAUUUGCAGCUCAGCUAUAUAAACCCAGCAGAAUCUGGCUGAUCUGACCAGUUUGCCUUACUGUCAAACAUUUCUGUCUUUCACACACAUACACACACACACACACACACACACACACACACACACAAUAUCAGGCAACACAACUUUUCUGAGUUUUGACAGGACAGCAACAAAGUCGGAAGCCCGAUAGCUGACUUUAACAUCAUAUUUAUUUCAUGGAGGCUGCUCACAGCGGGAUCUAAUCUCUGUCAGAGCCUGCAAGGCAACAACCGUACCAGAAGAGGAAAGGAAAGGAAAUCCAAUUUCGCUUGAACUGGCUCUCCAAUUUCAGCUCCAGACUACAAAGACCAAAUAGAAAUAAGAGUCCAUCAGCUUUCAGAAGGAACCGAACGCCACAAUGGGACUCCCCACCCAGGUGCUGGCCUGUGUGAUCUUAGCUUCGUUACACCAGCAUGCCAGCGGUGGACUCAUCAAGCGAAUUAUCCGGCAGAAGCGGGAGACUGGGCUAAACGUGACCUUGCCAGAAGAUAAUCAGCCCGUGGUUUUUAACCACGUCUACAACAUUAAAUUACCUGUUGGCUCCCUUUGCUCUGUGGACCUGGAUUCAGCUAGCGGCGAUGCGGACUUGAAGACGGAGAUGGAGCCAGUGAAGCAUUACGAGGAGCGCACGGUUAACGAGGAGAACCAGAUUGUCUUCACACACCGGAUCAACAUUCCCCGCCGGGCUUGUGGCUGUGCUGCUGCUCCAGACAUUAAGGAUCUGCUGAGCAGGCUAGAGGAGCUGGAGGGGCUGGUAUCCUCCCUACGAGAGCAGUGUGCCAGCAGCGCUGGGUGCUGUCCCAGCGCCCAAACAGCAGAAGGUCGCCUGGACACGACACCCUAUUGCGGUGGACAUGGGAACUACAGCACCGAGAUCUGUGGCUGCAUUUGUGAGCCUGGCUGGAAAGGCCCCAACUGCUCCGAACCCAACUGCCCGCGCAACUGCUUGAACAGGGGCCAGUGCGUCCAUGGCAAGUGCAUCUGUGUGGAAGGCUUCACUGGUGAGGACUGUGGCCAGGCCACCUGCCCCUCGGACUGUAACGACCAAGGCAAGUGCAUCGAUGGGGUUUGCGUGUGCUUUGAGGGGUACACGGGCGCAGACUGCAGCGAGGAGCUCUGCCCCGAGGGGUGCGGCGCGCAUGGGAAGUGUGUGAGCGGGCAGUGCGUGUGCGACGAGGGCUUCACCGGCGAUGACUGCAGCGAGCCUCUCUGCCCCAACAACUGCAACAACCGCGGGCGCUGCGUGGACAACGAGUGCGUCUGUGACGAGGGCUACACUGGUGAAGACUGCAGUGAGCUCAUCUGCCCCAACGACUGCUUCGACCGCGGGCGCUGUGUCAAUGGGACCUGCUUCUGCGAGGAGGGCUACACCGGGGAGGACUGUGGGGAGCUGACUUGCCCCAACAAUUGCAACAACAACGGUCGCUGCGAGAACGGGCUGUGCGUCUGCCACGAGGGCUUCGUGGGGGACGACUGCAGUGAAAAGAGGUGCCCAAAAGACUGCAACAACCGUGGGCGCUGCAUCAACGGGCAGUGCGUGUGCCACGAGGGCUACCUGGGCGACGACUGCGGAGAGCUGCGGUGCCCCAACGACUGCCACAACCGCGGGCGCUGCGUCAACGGGCAGUGCAUGUGCGACGAGGGAUUCAUCGGGGAAGACUGCGGUGAGCGGGCUUGCCCCAGUGACUGCCACAACCGCGGGCGUUGCGUCAACGGGCAGUGCGUGUGCGACGAGGGAUUCAUCGGGGAUGACUGUGGCGAACUGCGGUGCCCCAACGAUUGCAACAACCAUGGGCGCUGUGUCAACGGGCAGUGUGUAUGCGACGAGGGGUACACGGGGGAAGACUGCGGGGAGCUGCGGUGCCCUGAAGACUGCCACAACCGAGGCCAAUGUGUAGAGGGGCAGUGUGUGUGCGACAAUGGCUUCACUGGGGACGACUGUGGUGAGCUGGCCUGCCCCAACAACUGCAACCACCGUGGGCGCUGCGUCAACGGGCAGUGCGUGUGCGAGGAAGGGUUCACAGGAGAGGACUGCGGCCAACGGCGCUGCCCCAAUGACUGCCAUGGCCGGGGCCGCUGUGUCGAUGGACGGUGCGUGUGUGAGGAAGGCUUUGUCGGGGACGACUGCCGUGAACGCUCCUGCCCCAACAACUGCAACAGUGCGGGACGCUGUGUUGAGGGACAGUGUAUCUGUGAGGAUGGCUACAUGGGGAACGACUGUUCUGAUGUGUCUCCUCCAACUGAGCUGACUGUGACAAACAUAACAGAUAAGACCGUAAAUCUGGAAUGGAAGCAUGAGAACCUAGUCAAUGAGUAUCUUGUCACCUACGUCCCUACCAGCAGUGGUGGCCUAGAUCUGCAGUUCACCGUGCCAGGAAAUGAGACAUCUGCCACUAUUCAUGAACUGGAGCCCGGUGUGGAAUACUUUAUCCGUGUCUUUGCAAUCCUUAAAAACAAGAGGAGUAUUCCAGUCAGUGCCAGGGUAGCAACAUACCUGCCUGCUCCGGAAGGUCUGAAAUUCAAAUCUGUCAGAGAAACAUCCGUCCAGGUGGAGUGGGAUCCUCUGAACAUUUCAUUUGAUGGAUGGGAGCUGAUCUUCCGUAAUAUGAAAAAGGAGGAUAAUGGAGAUAUAACCAGCAGCUUGAAAAGGCCAGAAACAUCAUAUAUGCAGCCAGGUUUGGCACCAGGGCAGCAGUAUAAUGUAUCCCUUCAUAUAGUGAAAAACAAUACCAGAGGACCAGGACUGUCAAGGGUGAUAACCACAAAGCUUGAUGCCCCUAGCCAGAUAGAGGCAAAAGACGUCACGGAUACCACAGCUCUGAUCACGUGGUCCAAACCCUUGGCUGAAAUCGAAGGCAUAGAGCUCACCUACGGCCCCAAGGAUGUUCCAGGGGACAGGACAACCAUUGACCUCUCUGAGGACGAAAACCAAUAUUCUCUCGGAAACCUGAAGCCACACACGGAGUAUGAAGUGAUGCUCAUCUCUCGGCGAGGGGACAUGGAAAGCGAUCCCAUGAAAGAAGUCUUUGUCACAGACUUGGAUGCUCCAAAGAACCUGAAGCGGGUGUCACAGACAGACAGUAGCAUUACUUUGGAGUGGAAGAACAGCCAUGCAAAUAUCGAUAACUACAGGAUUAAGUUUGCUCCCAUCUCUGGUGGAGACCAUGCUGAGGUCACAGUGCCAAAGGGCAACCAGGCAACAACCAAAGCUACACUCACAGGUUUGAGGCCUGGAACUGAAUAUGGCAUUGGAGUGACAGCAGUGAGACAGGACAGGGAAAGUGCUCCUGCUACCAUUAAUUCUGGGACUGAUCUUGAUAACCCCAAGGACUUGGAAGUCAGCGACCCCACUGAAACAACCCUGUCCCUCCGCUGGAGAAGACCAGUGGCUAAGUUUGAUCGUUACCGCCUCAGUUAUGUUAGCCCCUCUGGAAGUAAGAACGAAGUGGAGGUCCCCAUGGACAGCACCUCUUUUAUCCUGCGAGGGUUGGAGGCAGGGACAGAAUACACCAUCAGUCUGGUGGCAGAGAAGGGCAGACACAAAAGCAAACCCACAACUGUCAAGGGUUCGACUGAGGAGGAACCUGAGCUCGGGAAGUUAUCAGUGUCAGACAUUAGCUGGGAUGGUCUCCAAGUCACCUGGACAGCAGCCGACGGGGCCUAUGAGAACUUUAUCAUUCAGGUGCAGGAGUCUGACAGACCAGAAGAACCGAGGACUAUCACAGUCCCAGGUGGACUGCACUUUAUGAAUGUUACAGGCCUCAAGGCCAACACACCUUAUAACAUCACACUUCAAGGUGUGAUUCAAGGCUACAGGACCAAACCCCUUUCUGUUGAAACCACAACAGGAGUGCACCCAGAAGUUGGUGAGCUAACCAUUUCCGACAUUACUCCUGAAAGCUUCAACCUUUCUUGGACAACCACCAGUGAGGACUUCGACGUCUUUACUAUUGAAAUUAUUGAUUCUAACAGGUUGCUGGAGCCCAUGGAAUUCAACAUCUCAGGCAAUUCAAGAACUGCUCAUAUCUCAGGGCUUUCUCCCAGCACUGAUUUUAUUGUUUACCUCUAUGGGAUCACUCGUGGUUUCCGCACUCAGGCAAUAAGUGCUGCAGCUACAACAGUAGAGGAACCUCUCCUUAGCAAACUCACUGUAUCAAAUGCUACCUCAGACAGCAUGUCGCUCACGUGGGAAGCGCAGGACAAUGCCUUUGAUCAUUUUAUUCUAGAAGUCAGAAACUCUGACUUCCCUUUGGACUCCCUGGUGCACACAGUGCCGGGGGCCUCCCGGAGCUAUGUAAUCACCAACCUCAGAGCUGCCACUAAUUACACUGUUCAACUCCAUGGUGUAAUUGAUGGGCAAGGUGGUCAGACCUUGACAGCACUGGCAACCACAGAGGCUGAGCCACAGCUGGGCACGCUCACACUCACAAACGUUACCCCCGACAGCUUCAACCUCUCCUGGACCACGAGAGAUGGGCCUUUUGCCAAGUUUGUUAUACAUGUUAGAGAUUCUUAUGCAGCACAUGAACCCCAGGAGCUUACGGUGUCAGGAGGUGCUCGCAGCGCUCACAUCUCAGGCCUGCUAGAUUACACUGGCUAUGACAUUAACAUUAAGGGCACCACCGAUGCAGGUGUUCACACAGAGCCCCUCACUGCUUUUGUCAUGACAGAGGCCAUGCCCCCACUGGAAAACCUAACUGUCUCUGAUAUGAACCCUUAUGGGUUCACAGUGUCGUGGAUGGCAUCGGAGAAUGCCUUUGACAACUUUCUAGUAGUCGUGGUGGAUUCUGGCAAGCUGCUGGACCCACAGGAGUUCCUCCUGACAGGAGCCCAGCGGCAACUGAAGCUUAAAGGCCUUAUUACUGGCAUUGGCUAUGAGGUUAUGCUUUAUGGUUUUGCCAAGGGGCACCAAACAAAGCCCCUAAGCACUGUGGCUGUUACAGAAGCAGAACCGGAGGUCGACAACCUUCUGGUUUCAGAUGCUACGCCAGAGGGCUUCCGUCUGUCCUGGACUGCAGAUGAUGGGGUUUUCGACAGUUUUGUUCUAAAAAUCAGGGAUACCAAAAGGAGAUCUGAUCCACUGGAACUAAUAGUACCAGGCCAUGAACGCACCCAGGAUAUAUCAGGGCUGAAAGAGGGUACUGAGUAUGAAAUUGAGCUCCAUGGAGUUAGCAGUGGACGACGUUCCCAACCCAUAAAUGCAGUAGCAACCACAGUUGUCGGAUCGCCCAAGGGAAUUUCUUUCUCGGACAUCACGGAAAACUCAGCUACAGUCAGCUGGACACCGCCACGCAGCCGCGUGGAGAAUUUCCGGAUUUCCUACGUCCCUGUCACAGGAGGUACUCCCAGUGUUGUUACAGUUGAUGGAAGCAAGACAAGGACUAAGCUGGUGAAAUUAAUCCCAGGUGUAGACUACACUGUUAGUAUCAUCUCUGUGAAAGGCUUUGAAGAAAGCGAACCCGUCUCUGGAACUCUGAAAACAGCCCUGGACAGCCCGUCAGGCCUAGUAGUGGUGAAUAUCACAGACUCCGAGGCACUGGCAACCUGGCAGCCAGCAAUUGCCGCCGUGGAUAAUUAUGUUGUCUCCUAUGUUUCUGAGGAUGAGCCAGAAUUUACUCAGAUGGUGUCAGGAAACACUGUGGAGUAUGACCUGAAUGGCCUUCGACCUGCAACUGAGUAUACGCUGAAGGUCCACGCGCUGAAGGACACUCAGAGGAGUGAAACCCUCUCCACCAAGUUCACUACAGGACUGGAUGCUCCAAGAGAUUUAAGUGCCACUGAGGUUCAGUCAGAAACAGCUGUGAUAACUUGGAGGCCUCCACGUGCUUCUGUCACUGAUUAUCUCCUGAUCUACGAGUCCAUUGAUGGCAAAGUCAAGGAAGUCAUCCUAGGCCCUGAGACAACUUCCUACAGUCUGACAGAGCUGAGCCCAUCUACUCAAUACACGGUGAAACUUCAGGCACUGAACAGAUCCCUGAAGAGCAAAGCGAUCCAGACUAUUUUCACCACAACUGGUCUUCUCUAUCCUUAUCCUAAAGACUGCUCCCAGGCUCUCCUGAAUGGAGAAACUGCCUCUGGGCUCUACACAAUUUACCUGAACGGAGACAAGACACAGCCUCUGCAAGUCUUCUGCGACAUGGGCGAGGACGGGGGUGGAUGGAUUGUGUUCCUGAGGCGCCAAAAUGGAAAGGAAGAUUUCUACAAGAACUGGAGGACUUACGUGGCUGGUUUUGGAGAUCCUAAGGAUGAAUUCUGGAUAGGUCUGGAGAACCUCCACAAAAUCACUGCUCAGGGCCAGUACGAGCUGCGUGUGGAUCUGCGAGACAGAGGCGAGACAGCUUAUGCUGUCUAUGACAGAUUCAGUGUUGGAGAUGCUAAGAGCCGGUACCGGCUAAAAGUAGACGGAUACAGCGGCACAGCAGGUGACUCCAUGACCUACCAUAAUGGAAGGUCCUUCUCCACCUUUGACAAAGACAAUGAUUCUGCCAUCACCAACUGUGCUUUGUCAUACAAGGGCGCAUUCUGGUACAAGAACUGUCAUCGAGUCAAUCUGAUGGGCAGAUACGGUGACAACAGCCACAGUCAGGGUGUUAACUGGUUCCAUUGGAAGGGCCACGAGUACUCCAUCCAGUUUGCAGAGAUGAAGCUGAGACCUUCCAGCUUCCGAAAUCUGGAAGGAAGGCGAAAGCGAGCGUAAAGCCCCAGGGUGAUGAAAGGGCUACAGGCAGGGUGAUGGGGGGGAGGGAGACAGUGGGGGUGAGGGGGGAUCCUCUGGCAUCACGGGGUGGUGGGGUGUGAGGAGCUGGUAACCUUACCAAAGCAUCAGCGACCCUUGACUUGGCCCAACAGAGGCUUCUGCAGCAGUCCCAACAACGAGCCUUAUGCAGCCACCGCGUUUUCAGCAGAGCAGCUCCAGCUGCCCACAGUUAAUGUCCUUUACACCAAAGACAAUGAUCUCAAGGGUUGUAUGUUGUUCUGUUAAUUUUUAUUUUCUCAGAAAGCCUCUGGGAUGAAGUUCUUGCACAGUCUGACUAUCUCUUGUGUGGCCCAGGGUAGGGGAGGGAGAACAACUUGUACAUUGGUAGUUUGUUUUAGAACCAGCCAUACUUUACACACAGAAAUGUGUAUGAUUAAUUAUCAUUAUUAUUAUUAUUAGUUAUAAUUGAAAUCCUUUGGUCAUUGGAAAGCCUUUUUUAUAUAUAUAUCAAGUACCACAGAGAAGGAUGGGGUGGGAAGGGGAAAGCAAUAUGUUUUUAAACUUAAACAUAAAAUUAAUAUUAUUAAUAUAAUGACAAAGUAAUAAUAAUAAUGAUAAUAAUAAUAAGCUAAGUUUUUGUCAUUUUUAAGAGAACCAUGCUUUCCGAAACACAGCAGGACAGUGUCUGAUUGUAAAUUUUUUUUAAAUAAAAGCACAAUUACUUUCAAAUAAAUUUCUACCUUUUUUCAUACAUGUUGAGUUUGUGCAUGUCCAGGGUGUAUUUACUUACAAGGGGAAGUUAAAGAAAGGCUGAGAAUGAUCAGGCUGCUAAGCACAUACAGAAAACAGUUCCUUUUAUUAGUGGUCAGUUGUGAGUAUUCUGGUGGAUUUGUUACAGUGAAAGGCCCAUAGGAUUUGAUUUCUUUUAGAACAUAUUUCUUUUUUUUCCUGCCCAAAAGCCUUUUACAUGUACUUUUAAGUGUUACUGACAAACACUUGCUCCAUCUAGUUGGAAUAACUAACACAGGAAAACAAGGAAAAUGCAGAGCUGGGGUUGGGUACCAACAGUGACUCUGAACACUUGUGUAAAUAAAGGGCUCUCUUUUUUUAUAUGAAUAAAACCUAUGUGUAGUUUCUCUGUAUCAUAUUCUUCAACUGAAGACAAUAAAAGAUCUUUUGUUUUAA
Messenger RNA from Dromaius novaehollandiae (emu), 7953 nucleotides. RefSeq names its product tenascin C (gene TNC). NCBI's taxonomy places the organism in Eukaryota, Metazoa, Chordata, Aves, Casuariiformes, Dromaiidae. Gene Ontology annotation, biological process: regulation of cell adhesion. The transcript is spliced from 27 exons. Gene Ontology annotation, molecular function: protein binding. The record is from RefSeq and is a predicted model, not a curated record. Bases 430 to 6768 code for a protein of 2112 amino acids.